UCGUCAAAUUCUUUAUUCAUCGUUGCUUUGAUUUCUGGGUUUUCAAUCUCAAGCUAAUCUCUCUUCACAAGGUGAUAACAGAUUUAAGGUGUUUUUCUUCUUCUAAUUAAAUGGGGAAAAGAAAGUCGAGGGCAAAGCCACCACCCAAGAAGAGAAUGGACAAGCUUGACACUGUUUUCAGUUGCCCCUUUUGCAACCAUGGAACCGGCGUUGAGUGCCGCCUGGAUAUGAAGAACUCUAUUGGUGAAGCAUUUUGUAGGAUUUGUCAGGAGAGCUACAGCACCACCAUUACAGCUUUGACAGAGCCGAUAGAAAUAUACAGUGAAUGGAUCGAUGAAUGUGAAAGGGUCAAAAACGAUGAAUACGACGACAAUGCUUAGGAAGCAAUGAAAUUUCUAUGUUUGUGCUGCACUGUUGGAAGAAAAGCCCAUGAAACCAAUGUUUUUUUUUUUGCUAUAAACAUACUAAACAAAAGAUGUUUUUAAUGGAAUCGUUAUAGUUGAAUUUUACUGCAUCAAGUGCUGCAUGUAUUCUGUUUGUAAUGGAACUGUUGA
Hibiscus syriacus is the source of this 554-nucleotide messenger RNA. RefSeq names its product transcription elongation factor 1 homolog. The record is from RefSeq and is a predicted model, not a curated record. The coding region runs from base 111 to 380 and encodes 89 amino acids. Gene Ontology annotation, molecular function: RNA polymerase II complex binding. Gene Ontology annotation, cellular component: transcription elongation factor complex. Lineage: Eukaryota; Viridiplantae; Streptophyta; Magnoliopsida; Malvales; Malvaceae. Gene Ontology annotation, biological process: transcription elongation by RNA polymerase II. The transcript has 5 exons.